AUGCCGAGAUCCAGGGGCUCCGAGCUGCCGCCGCAGCGGGCGUCGCCGCGCGCCCCGCUCCACCUCAAGACCACGGCGUCCUCCGACUCCAACGCCGCGCACCACCGCUCCGUCCUCGACCGGACCAGCCCCAAGCUCGCCGCCGACAGACACUCGCCGCGCAGCCCGCUGCCCGAGAAGAAGCGCGCGGGGACGCGGGUGGCGGAGCUGGAGACCAAGCUGGGCAAGGUGCAGGACGAGCUCAAGAAGCUGCGGGAGCAGCUCGUCUCCGCCGAGGCCGCCAAGAAGGACGCGCAGGUCGCGCUCGAGGAGGCCAAGAAGCAUGUCGGCACCAAGGGGAGCCCCAAGCCGGCCGCCGCGUCUCCCCCCUCACCCUCCCCCUCUCCGGCUCCCGCUCUCGCUCCAGUAGCGCUCGAAGAAGAGCAGAAAGCUGACGAUGUAAAGGUCGCCCAUCCUGCGGAGGAAGAGGAGCAGGAGCAGGAGGAGAGCAGCAUUAACUCUCCCGCGACCGACGUGUUCGAGGUCGUCCGGACCGUGUCUGCCGACAAGGAGAACCAGGCCGCGCCCCUCGCGGUCGCCGAGGACGGCGAGGAGGUGAGCUGCGGGGACAAGGCGGCGGUAGUGCUGGCGCCGGCCGAGGAGGACGCGGAGGUGGAGGAGACCAAGGCCAUGAUCGAGGAGGCUGGCAAGACACACAAUGCCUCCGCAGCCGCCCCUGCAGCCGCGGAGCUCAAUGAGAUCCCGGAGGAGGUCGCGGAGCUGAGGGCCCAGCUGGCGGCUAGGGAGAUGGAGGUGGCCGUCCUCGCGGCCGACAACGCGGAGCUCAAGAAGCUGGCCGCGGAUGCCGCGGCGGCGGCCAGGACGGCCGAGGAGGACGCGGCGGCCAGGGCGUUCCUGGUCGAGCAGGAGCUCAGGGAGAACGCGGCGCGGGAGGCGCGCAUGGGCGAGCAGCUCAGGGCGGCCGACGCCGCGCGCGAGGCGCUGGACGCCGAGAUGCGCCGCCUGCGCGUGCAGACCGAGCAGUGGCGCAAGGCGGCCGAGGCGGCCGCCGCGGUGAUCGGCGGGGACGCGCACCUCGUCGGCCACCACGGCCUCGCCGGCGGCAACGGCAACGGGUGGGGGUCCCCCGCGACGAUGCCCGACGACGGCGACGAAGAGGGGUUCGGCGGCAAGCGGAAGGGCGGCGCCGGCGGGAUCCGGAUGCUCGGCGACCUGUGGAAGAAGAAGGGUACAAAGUGA
This is a messenger RNA of Lolium rigidum, 1239 nucleotides long. Its product is annotated as interactor of constitutive active ROPs 1-like. The coding region runs from base 1 to 1239 and encodes 412 amino acids. NCBI's taxonomy places the organism in Eukaryota, Viridiplantae, Streptophyta, Magnoliopsida, Poales, Poaceae. The record is from RefSeq and is a predicted model, not a curated record. The transcript has 3 exons.